CAUGUCACAAUUGUCCAUUGUUCUGACUUUUGCGUUCAAUAAAAUUGAUAAAUCACUAAUGGAUUAGGUUAGGUUAGAUAGCAUUAAUUAUAUUUACCACUCUGUCUAAAAGUCACGAUUAGAGAGAAAUAAAACUAUACCUAAUGAAAUUCGUGUAUCAUGCAGUCGAUUCAAAACUUCCCAUGUCAUAAGAUUCAAAUUUCGAAUCAUCUUUGACUUGUCACAGGGUGAACUUGUAAAAUUUUAGAUUUAAAUACAUAAGUUUUGUUUAAAGUGUGUGAUUAUUGUAUUAAAUAUAUAUAGAUAAGCAAAUAUGAACGCAAAUAAUGCUCGAAGACGAAAUUCUCGCGCACGAAACACUCAAGGUGAUAUUCAAGAUCCCUAUAUAUCCUCCACGGUCCGUAUCCCUCACCAAACCAUAACUAAACCAAGAAUAAGAAACAUAAGAACUGAUUGUAUUGGAUUGUUUCACCCUCUCACAAAUUCUACAACUAGUGUGACCACUAGUGCUGAAGACUUAUCUACGUCUAAAGCUUUGAUAUUAGUUGGAAUAAUAUUUGUAUCAUCCCUGCUGGCUUUGGGGCUGCUAUACAAACAGUUUCCAGAUUUAGAAGAACAUGAAAAACAACAUUUGCAUUUACCAUGGGACCUUGAAGAUGCUAAACAUUUAGGUUUAGUGCUAGACCGAUAUAAGGAAAAGUAUUUUUACGAAGUAUUAUUUGGAGUGUUCUUAGUUUACAUAUUUUUGCAAACAUUUGCAAUACCUGGAUCAAUUUUUUUAAGUAUCCUUUCAGGUUUCUUGUUCCCAUUCUACCUAGCAUUACUCUUAGUAUGCUGCUGUUCUGCAAUAGGUGCAAGUUUAUGUUUCUUCUUGUCUAACCUUCUUGGUAAGAAGUUAGUGAAGAAAUUCUUCCCAGAGAAAGCUGAGCAAUGGGCCAAAGCAGUGACCAAGCACAAAAAUAAUCUGCUCAACUACAUGAUAUUUUUGAGGGUGACACCCUUUUUACCAAACUGGUUCAUCAAUAUGUCCGCACCUGUUAUAGGGGUGCCCUUAGUACCAUUUGCUUUGGGAACAUUCAUAGGAGUAGCCCCACCAUCAUUUGUGGCCAUCAAAGCUGGACAAACUCUACACACAUUGACAUCAACAAGUGAUGCAUGGUCGUGGACCUCAGUGACCGUACUAAGUGUAUUCGCACUCAUCUCUUUAGUACCAGUAUUCCUAAAAGACAAGUUGAGAGAAAAGUUUGAAUGAAAACAUUUAGUUCAUUUUUAGUUAAUUUUAUUUAUUUUAUGAUUUAAUAAAUUGGUGUUUUGUACAUUCCA
Molecule: messenger RNA, 1323 nt
Organism: Spodoptera frugiperda (fall armyworm)
Lineage: Eukaryota; Metazoa; Arthropoda; Insecta; Lepidoptera; Noctuidae
Gene: stas
Product: transmembrane protein 41 homolog
Exons: 6
Coding region: 314-1252 (312 amino acids)
Cellular component (GO): endoplasmic reticulum membrane
Source: RefSeq, a predicted model, not a curated record